GCUGAGGGGGCAGUAUAUAUAACACAGAGCAGCCGGCUGCUCUCACAUCAUUUUAACAGCAGUGAGGCUUAUGAUGAGAGAACAGAGUUAUUCUACAACCAAGAAUUUUACGGCAACAUCAUCAUGAAGCUGUUUUGUCUAGUGCUGCUACUUGCUAGUUUCACUGCUGCUGUCCGUGUGGAAACCUCAAGUCAAGAAAGGCAGCCCACCCUGCCCACACAGGUCUUUACCAUGGAACCAAGCCCAACCGAGACAAAGUCACGCUUUGCCAUGCUGGAUGAUGUUCGACUACUUGCAAACGGCCUCCUUCAGCUUGGCCAGAGUUUACGGGAGUUUGUGCACAAGACCAAGGCCCAAAUCAACGAUAUCUUUCAGAAGCUUAACAUCUUCGACCGCUCUUUCUACCAGCUUUCAGUCGUCACUUCAGAGAUCAAGGAGGAAGAGGAGGAGCUGAAGAAAACCACCAAUUUCUUGAAGGCCAACAAUGAGGAGAUCAAGAACUUGUCACUGGAAAUCAACACUAAGAUCAACGGCAUCAUGCAGGAGCGCACACAGCUGCAGAGCAAGGUGGGGAGCCUCGAGGAGAGGCUGAAGGGACUGUCAGAGAGCAUUGUCCCCGCUGAACAACUCAGUGAAAUCACAACACUCAAGCAAGUGAUUGAAGCACAAGAGAAAACAAUCAACAAUCUACUGAAAGCUGUGCAAGAGCAGCACGAUCAACUCGACCACCAGAAAAACAAGAUCAAAAACCUGGAGGAAAAGCUAAGUGAUGACAUUUUUCAAGAUACAGUCAACAAGCCAAUGGAUUCAGACACUGCAGUUCCUGAUAUGUUUGAAUAUCUGACAGAAAAUGCAACUGGCCUAGAUACAAAAGACAUCCCCAUGGACUGCAGUGAGCUGUUUCACAAAGGCGAGACAAAGAGUGGAAUCCAUGUGAUCAAGCCAAACCAAUCAGAGCCAUUCAACGUUUACUGUGAAAUGGAUUCAGAUGGAGGUUCAACCGUCAUCCAGCAGAGGAUCGAUGGGUCAGUGGAUUUUGACCAGACAUGGGUGAAAUAUGAGAAAGGUUUUGGAGAUCUGGAAAAGGACUUCUGGCUGGGCUUAAAGAAGAUCCACAGUCUUGCACAGCAGGGAGCUUACAUCCUACGAGUAGAUAUGGAGGACUGGAAGGAGGAUAAGCACUGGGCUGAGUACCGUUUCUCAUUGGAGGGUCCCUCCAAGGACUACGCUCUUCAAGUCAGCAACUUUUCUGGUGACCUAGCUGAUGCCAUGGCCAACAUAACAGGCAUUAGAUUCUCCACCAAAGACAGAAAUAAUGAUAAAAACCGAAAUCCCAACUGCACUCGUAGUUACACAGGUGGUUGGUGGUUCAAUGGCUGCGGCGAGACUAAUCUUAAUGGACGAUAUUUGUGGCUGAGGACAAAAGGUCGCUCUUCAAGGAGAAGGGGCAUUCACUGGAGGCCUGGCAUGGGGUCUUCAUACUCCCUCAAGAUGACCAAGAUCAGCCUACGACCGGUCCUCUCACCUAAAACCCUCAACUGAAUACACAACUUGCAUCCUCUUUCACAACACUACAGGCGUCUUUAACAAACAGUAAUAAUAUCUAGUGUUCCACCAAAAGGUUUUAAUAGAAGGGUAAUGUGAAAUAAAUCAGACAUCAGAGAUA
Solea solea (common sole) is the source of this 1666-nucleotide messenger RNA. RefSeq names its product angiopoietin-like 3 (gene angptl3). Lineage: Eukaryota; Metazoa; Chordata; Actinopteri; Pleuronectiformes; Soleidae. The transcript has 7 exons. The record is from RefSeq and is a predicted model, not a curated record. Gene Ontology annotation, biological process: triglyceride homeostasis; phospholipid homeostasis; cholesterol homeostasis. The coding region runs from base 124 to 1542 and encodes 472 amino acids.